CGUGCCUGUCUCUCGUAUACGUUUUCUUCCGCUUUGAUAGGAGCUGUGCGGAGUUAAAAACAACCUUAACGCGGGGAACAUUUAGACUUUCGUACGACGACGGGCCAAUGGUGGGGGAAACCGGCUGGAAGUCAACCUUCCAAAAGUUGGUACAACUUGAUCAUAAUCCACAUUGUACAAAGAUGUCAACAUUCGAUCUUGGCUUGGCGAAUAGACUUCACGAUGGCACUGGUCGCUCAGAAUUCUCCUCUGUCAAAAGGAACAAAACCCGCUCUCUGACAGCACAACAAGGAACCCCGGAAGAUGAUACUAUCCGACUAUAUGCUCUCAAUCAACCAGCUAACGACGGCGAUGAAAUCGCCGAAAAUCAAUCGCCAGCAGAACUUGCAGAUCCCGUCACGAGCGAAGGUGGAUUAUGGGGUUGGAUAGUAGUAGCAGGUAGUACGACAAUAUUCUUUGUCGUAUUAGGACUCGUUUAUAGUUUCGGAGUGAUGCAAUCAGAAUUGCUUCGAAGGAAUUAUGCAUCAUCUUCUACUUUAGGUUGGGUAUCCAGCACAACUGUGGUAUUCAUGCCCCUUCUAGCUAUUCCAGUUACGGCUUCCAUCAAAUUGACAUCAAACAGAACGAUUGCUUUGUUGGGAGCUUUGUGUACCGGUUUUGGAUAUUUGGCAACUUCCUUCACGUUUGAUAAACCGGUCGUAUAUCUGUUCUUAGCUCAAAGCUUGUUCGGGAUGGGUUAUGCGCUCACUUUCUGGAGCUGUAACAGUCUAGCUGGUCAAUACUUCGUACGCAAACGAGGAGUGGCAGUCGGAAUCGUCUACGCAGGCUCUGGCGUUGGAGGAGCCGUUUUCUCAAUCAUACUCUCUCGGCUGAUCACGAUCGUAGGCUUGGAAGUGGCGGUACGUAUCUAUGGCGGGAUUGCACUGGGCUUACUGAUUCCGGCAAGCUUCACCCUUCGUUCAAAUAAAGAAGUACCCGUUGCUUCUUUUCGAUUGACGUACUUCAAAGAUCUCAACUUCAAUUUGUUGAUCCUUGCAACUGCAUUAAUGACUUUCAGUCUUUUCGUGCCAGCUUUCUUCCUACCUUCUUAUGCCGUCGCAGCCGGAAUGUCUGCAGAAACGGGCGCUUGGCUUGUGGCCGGUUUCAACUUAGCAUCAGCUGUCGGUCGUAUCUUCUUUGGCUUUUUGGCUGAUGGAAGGGUUGGUCCAUUGACAAGUUUAUGUUUAGCAAUGUUAUUGAUGGCAAUUUCAAUUUUAUCAAUUUGGAUGGCUUCCGGUGGAUUGUUGGCUCCUUUGAUUUGCUUCUUGUUGAUCAAUGGAGCAGCAAGUGGUGCUUUGUUAAGCCUUCAACCUCCCGUUCUUUCUUCUCUGUAUGGCGUCUCGGCAAUGUCUGUCACAAUGGCAAUGGUAACUAUGUCAAGAAGUCUUGGAUCUGCUUUAGGUCCUGCGAUUGCAGGCUACCUAUUGGACGUCUCAAGUGGCGGAGCAAGAGCGGCAGAAGAGGCAAGAAAGGCGGCGGAAACAUAUGGACGUGGAGCAGGACUGGGCACGAAACCUUAUUUGUUGCCAUUAGGCGUAAUGGGAGCAAUCAGCAUGAUCGCCGCCCUUUGUUUGACGAUACUACGCUGGCGAUUGGCAGGUUUAGAUUUGAAGAAGCGUGUGUAACUCUCAUGUAUCAUAAAUCAGUUUCGGAUUCAAUGCAAAAAAGCUAGGUAUAUUAUAGCAACUGUAUCGUAAACAAAAAAGGUUGUGCAUAAAGAUAGUGGUAUACUUGAAACGAA
This is a messenger RNA of Meira miltonrushii, 1780 nucleotides long. Its product is annotated as MFS general substrate transporter. Gene Ontology annotation, molecular function: transmembrane transporter activity. Bases 183 to 1664 code for a protein of 493 amino acids. The record is from RefSeq and is a predicted model, not a curated record. Gene Ontology annotation, cellular component: fungal-type vacuole membrane. Gene Ontology annotation, biological process: transmembrane transport. Lineage: Eukaryota; Fungi; Basidiomycota; Exobasidiomycetes; Exobasidiales; Brachybasidiaceae. The transcript has a single exon.